AUGGUGGCAGGCCUUCGCGUUGCUCUUCGAGAUGCGGGAGGCGAAGCUGAACCCCAACGUCAUCAGCUACAACACUGGGAUCAGCGCAUGUGCGACAGACGAGCAAUGGCAUCGGGCCGUGUCACUCCUGAGCGAUAUGCGGGAGACGAAGGUAGAGCCCGAUGUCAUUGGCUACAGCGCUGCGAUCAGCGCUUGUGGGCAAGGCGAACAAUGGCAGCGUUCCAUAUCGCUGUUCAGCGAGAUGCGCGAAGCGAAGUUGAAGCCCGAUGUCGUCAGCUUCAACGCAGGGAUCAACGCGUGCGCGAAAGGCGAGCAGUGGCAGCAGGCCUUGCGGCUGCUGGGCAAGAUGCGGGAGGCGAAGUUGAAGCCCAACGUCUCAGCUACAACGCUGGGGUCAACGCGUGCGAGAAAAGCGAGCAGUGGCAGCCGGCCCUAUCGCUGUUGAGCGAGAUGAGGGAGGCGAAGUUGGAUCCCGACGUCGUCAGCUACAACGCCGGGAUCAGCGCAUGCGAGAAAGGCAAGCAAUGGCAGCGGGCUGUAUUGUUGCUCAGCAACAUUUCGGAGGCGAAGCUGGAUCCCGACGUCUUCAGCUACAGCGCUGCGAUCAGCGCGUGCGAGAAAGGCAACAUUUGGCAGCGGGCUCUUGCGCUACUGACUGAAAUGUCGGAGGUGAAGGUCAAGCCCAACAUCAUCAGCUACAACGCAGGUAUCAGCGCUUACGAGCAAAGCGGACAGUGGCAGCGUGCCCUGUCCCUGCUCAGCGAGAUGUGGGAGGAAAAAUUGGAGCCCGACAUCAUCAGCUGCAAUUCUGCAGCCAGCGCGUGCGUUAAAGGCAGGCAGUGGCAGCGAGCUCAUUCCCUGUUCAGCGAGAUGUUGGCGGCGAAGCUCGAGCCCACAGUCAUCAGUUACAACAUUGGGAUCAGUGCAUGCGAGAACAGCGAGCAGUGGCAGCGGGCACUUUCGCUGCUGGCCGAGAUGUGGCAGGCGAAUGUUGAGCGCGACGUCGUCAGCUACACCGCUGGGAUCAGCGCGUGCGGGAAAGCGACACAGUGGCAGUGGGUUUUGGUGCUGAUCGGCGAAAUGUUGGAGGCGAAAUGGGGGCCCGACGUCAUCAGCUACAGCGCUGCGAUCACGUCGUGCCACCAGGGCAACCACUGGCAGCGAACCCUGUGGCUGCUGAGCGAUAUGUUGGCGGCAAAGUUGAAGCCCAGUGUCAUCG
This is a messenger RNA of Prorocentrum cordatum, 1219 nucleotides long. The record is from the annotation of a GenBank genome assembly. NCBI's taxonomy places the organism in Eukaryota, Dinophyceae, Prorocentrales, Prorocentraceae.